Messenger RNA from Bipolaris oryzae ATCC 44560, 1203 nucleotides. RefSeq lists its product as uncharacterized. Gene Ontology annotation, biological process: 'de novo' pyrimidine nucleobase biosynthetic process; pyrimidine nucleotide biosynthetic process. Bases 1 to 1203 code for a protein of 400 amino acids. Gene Ontology annotation, cellular component: cytoplasm. Gene Ontology annotation, molecular function: dihydroorotate dehydrogenase activity. Lineage: Eukaryota; Fungi; Ascomycota; Dothideomycetes; Pleosporales; Pleosporaceae. The transcript has a single exon. The record is from RefSeq and is a predicted model, not a curated record.
AUGUCCCCUCUAACCAUUGACCCCCCAUUGCUCAACUCGGCAAACCCCUGGUGCACCACGCUCUCCCAAUUGCAAGACCUCUACACCAACCCCCACACCGGUGCCAUAACAACCCGCACCUCCCUCCCUUCCUCCACAAACAAAGGAUUCCCCCACGACCCCAGUAUCCACCAAUUCGCCUUCUUCACCCCAGACACCCUGUCCAGCUCAACCCCAAACAAGGAUCUAUCAGACGAUGCCUCGACGACCGGUAGUCUCAACACGCUCGGCUACUCGCCCAUCCCCCUCUCGGAAUACCUAUCCUACGUACAAACAAUAAGCAACACACACUGCGCCUCGGUACCACUCCACAGCCGCACCAGCCACAAACCCAUCAUCGUGUCGGUGACGGGAACCGCGGAAGAGGUGGUGCAAUGCUACCGUCAAAUCCGCACGUGCCAGCGCGCCGUCCACAUGCAACUGGCCAUGGAAAUCAAUCUCUCAUGCCCGAAUAUCCCUGGGAAACCGCCGCCUGCGUAUUCAAGACUGGAACUAGCUGAGUAUUUGCGGGGUUUGGGACGGGAAAUGUCAGUUGAGCAACCACAGCAACCACAGACUCGGGAAGAAGCAAGUGAAAGAGGAGAGGAUAGGCCAGAAGUUCCAGUAGGCAUCAAAACACCACCAUACACGUACCACGACCAAUUCCAGAGCCUAAUCGAUGCGCUCCUCGAUUGCAGUGAGAAAGGGUCGUCACCAUCGUCGUCGUCGUCGUGUCCGGUGAGUUUUAUCACGGCGGUGAAUACGCUUGGCUCGUCGCUUUUGGUCGCACCAUCAUCGUCUUCUAUUGCAACCACUACCGUUUCUCACAACAACACCACCACCACCACCACCCAUACCGACACCGAUACCUCUGCAUCCACUACCCCAUCCUUCCACCCAACCCUCACAUCAGCAAACGGCACAGGCAUCGGCGGUCUGGCAGGUACACCGCUGCAUCCCCUCGCGCUGGGCAAUGUGUAUACAAUCGUGCAGAUGCUAGCGCAGCAUGAGGUGUUGAAGGGAAUACAGGUGAUUGGGGUCGGUGGUGUGGCGGAUACGGAGGGGUAUAGACGGAUGAGGGGGGUAGGCGCGCGAGCGGUGGGUGUGGGGACUGCGUUGGGCAGGAAAGGGGUGGGUGUUUUUGAGGAGAUUAUUGGCACUGUGGGUGUGCAAGAGAAGAAAUGA